Molecule: messenger RNA, 2612 nt
Organism: Umbelopsis ramanniana AG
Lineage: Eukaryota; Fungi; Mucoromycota; Umbelopsidomycetes; Umbelopsidales; Umbelopsidaceae
Exons: 8
Coding region: 19-2376 (785 amino acids)
Biological process (GO): mitotic chromosome condensation
Cellular component (GO): condensin complex
Molecular function (GO): chromatin binding
Source: RefSeq, a predicted model, not a curated record
UUAUUCUCCUCCUUCGUCAUGUCCAGUUCAUUCUCGCCUAGAGUGGCAGCCCCUAAUUUAUCGCGAAGAAAUACUGGUAACCAGCAAGCAGAUCAUUCUCCUGUCACUAUAGGCUCUCCCUCGCUUGACCGCCAUGCCGCGCGCUUCUCUCGCGGUUCCAAUCAGGAGGAAGCAGAUAGGCAAAGUCGACGCAUUUCCGCUCGCGAGACGCUGUUACGACGAGUGUCUGGUCGCUCAUCUGUCACUGGAACCGAAGCCACCGGUAUUGAUGAGAGAAAGGCGGCACGACCUUUGGAAAUUCUCACCAAUGCUCCUAAACUACCGCAAUCACUUACCAACGAACAAAUGUACUCCAAUUUCGAAGAAUGGAUGAAAAUGUGCACUGAUAAUAAAAUCAAUGCAACCAAUAGCUGGAACUUUGCUCUGAUUGAUUACUUCCAUGAAAUGACAUUUUUAAAAGACGGCGACUCUAUCAACUUUCAAAAGGCUUCAUGUACUUUGGAUGGUUGCGUUAAAAUUUAUACAUCACGCGUUGACUCUGUAGCUUCAGAGACUGGUAAACUCCUUAGCGGAUUAGCGAAUAGCGCAAACGUAGCCCAAGAUGACGAAGACGGCGAUGGAGAAGAUGAUACAGAACGAAGAACCAAGAAAAAAUCAAAUCGCUCAGAAACCACGCUUGUCAAAGACUUUUCUUCUAUCAAAGUGAAGAAGCUUGAUCUCGACUUUACCGUCGAUCCAUUGUUUAAAAAGACUUCGGCAGAUUUUGAUGAGGGUGGAGCACGAGGCCUCCUACUCAAUAAUCUUACCGUGGAUCGUGGUGGAAAAAUUAUUUUUGACGCAUCAGAUGCGUUUGCGGAUCCCGAAGACGAAGAUGAAGUACCUACACCGGACCUCAAAGAGAAACAAGCAAGUAAAGACAACGAUGAAGGCGACCAACCACUUGUAGACGCGAUGGAUAUUGAAUCAACAGAAGCUGAAAAGAAAGAAGAUGAUACUAAAAUUGAAGUGUCUCAUCUAAAAGCCAAACUCCCUUCGCUCGAGGAACUAUCCAUCCUUGAAAUUUCCCCUUCCUUACGCGAAUUCGAAUUUUCUUCAUCUAAUGCUCUGGAUAUUCCAGCGGCGAAAUCGAACAACGAAGAUACAAAUCCUGACAAUUCACAAGAAAUGGAGCCUGAUCAAGAGUACCCUCAGGGAGGGAAUAACGACAUAGACGAUGUUUUUAACGACAUUGAUAACGACCAGGAACAGGAGCCAGAUGCAAACCAAGAGGAAUCACAAUUAGGUGGCUUCUUCGAGCCUGCUAACCCCGGAACCGACGCUGCCACGGUUCGGACGUAUGAAAUGGCCAUGAACCCAGACGUACAGACCGAUAUGUUUAGUUACUUUGAUUCAGCUUUUAUGCGGAAUUGGGCUGGCCCGGAACAUUGGAAGCUCAGACGACCCGUUAGCAAAGUGGCGAAAGAGUCAACUGAACAGGGCGUAGAAGAAGGCGAUGAAACUCAAAAAGGAAAGAAGAAGCCAAAAGUAGUUUUUGAGAUUGACUUUCUCAACUCUGAGGAUAUCAACGAAGAGGAAUUGUUUGCAAAUGAUAAGAAGGGAUCUAUCACUAUGCCAGUGAAACGGGAUAUGAAGAAUUCAAAACACCUGUUGCCAGACGACAUGCACUUUUCAUCAAAGCAGCUACUUCAUUACUUUUUGAAGCCUGAUCAUUCAUUCCGGAAACGAAAGCAAUCAGAGACUACAGCCACCGUUUCAAACGACCCGAUCGAUGGAAAUGUUCAGCCAGAUGAACCGGAUGCACAGUACUGGGCUCAAGAGGAGGAGAUGGCAAUCGACGAUGGCAAUCUGACUCAGGCGGAUCUAUCUUUUGCUGGAGAUCAAACUAUUUUGACAGCAGUUGAGGAUACGACGUUCUUGCAAGACGCCUUUGAUGAAAUUAACGAUGCUGAAAUGGACAAGGUGUAUGGUGAUGAACUCAUUACAAAUCAUCGGUUGAAAAAGAUAAAGCCUAUCUAUGUGAAUUAUGCCAAAACCGCUAAGCGAGUUGAUGUUCGUCGCCUCAAAGACAAUCUAUGGAAGACACUAAAAACUGAACCGGUGGAUGAGGAAUCUUUGUUGCCUGAGCCUUCAAAUGCGCUGAGCGAAGGAACCGAAGAUGCCAUUAAGGGCGAACACAAGUUUUCAGAAGUCAUCCAUAACCUGAAGAAGGAAUACUCUGAGAAAUCCAUGAAAGACAUUUCAGUGCCUUUCUGUUUUAUCUGCUUGUUGCAUCUUGCCAAUGAGAAAAAGCUAAAGAUCAGCAAUGAAGCUGACCCGGAAGAGCUCUUUGAUGCUAUGGGUUCAGGCUUAAAAGACCUUAUCGUGGUCCAGGAUUGAACAACCCAGUAUCCUUUUUGUAGAUAACAACAGACUGUAUAAUUUUCACCAUCAUCAUUUUGCCGCGCUUUUCCCCUGUACUACUAAUGUAGAAUUCGUUCUUAUUACUUCAAUGUGUCAUUGUCUUAAACAAACUAAAUACAUAAUGACGAUGGCUUCAAAGUACCAUAGUGAUGGCAUCAUUCAGAACGAGCAAAUCUUUUCAAAUUGAUUGGCUGAAUUGCUGUAGUUUUUCC